Molecule: messenger RNA, 2083 nt
Organism: Linum tenue
Lineage: Eukaryota; Viridiplantae; Streptophyta; Magnoliopsida; Malpighiales; Linaceae
Source: the annotation of a GenBank genome assembly
GAAAAAGAAAACAAAGAAACGAACGGCACCGUUCAGCGAUUCCCUCGGCCCCUCUCUCUUUCCCGUGGCGUACCAAUGCAAUUUAUUUUCUGUUUAAAUUUUUAACCCAAAUGAAAGGGGAUUCUUGUUUUCAUUUCUAGGUAUGUCUCAUGCGCCAGGCGCAGUGGCGCAUGUGUAAUAAAUAAAUAGAGGCAGAGAUGAGUUGCUUACUCCCGCUGUUGAUUCCCUUCUGAUUAUGGUUUGGGCGACAUGGCGAUGGACGGGUACGUUGUUCCGGCGGACCCGGCCGUAGCGUCGGCGGCGACGACGCCCGCGGCGGUAGUGAUCGCCGCCGUGAAGAAGAAGACUCAGCCGGCGACCAGCUGGAUCCUCGUCGAUUCCGCCGGCCAGGGCACCAUCCUCGACGCCGACAAACAUGCAAUCAUGCACCGUGUCCAGAUUCACGCCCGCGAUCUCCGGAUUCUCGAUCCUCUGCUGUCCUACCCUUCCGCUAUUCUCGGCCGUGAGAGGGCCAUCGUUCUCAACUUGGAGCACAUCAAGGCGAUUAUCACUGCUGAGGAGGUAUUGUUGAGAGACCCAUCGGAUGAAAAUGUUGUUCCUGUUGUCGAGGAGCUUCAAAGGCGAUUACCACCUGCAAGAGAAGGUCAAGCGAGUGGAGAAAACCAUGGCACCCAGCAAGCUGAUGUUGAUGGGGGUGAAGAAGAUGAAUCUCCAUUUGAAUUUCGUGCUCUGGAGGUUGCUCUGGAAGCCAUUUGUAGCUUUCUAGCUGCACGUACAACAGAAUUAGAGACUGCUGCUUACCCUGCAUUGGAUGAACUAACUUCCAAGAUUAGCAGUCGCAAUUUGGACAGAGUUCGUAAAUUGAAGAGUGCAAUGACAAGGUUGACUGCUCGGGUUCAGAAGGUCCGGGAUGAGCUUGAACAAUUACUGGAUGAUGAUGAUGAUAUGGCUGACCUUUACUUGUCGAGGAAGGCUAGCUCAUCUUCACCAGUUAGUGGCUCAGGUGUCGACUGGUUUGCUGCUUCCCCCACAAUUGGUUCUAAAAUCUCUAGGGCAAGCAGAGCAAGCAUGGCGACAGUUCAUGGUGAUGAGAAUGAUGUGGAGGAGCUUGAAAUGUUGUUGGAGGCUUACUUUAUGCAAAUCGAUAGCACAUUGAACAAAUUAACCACGUUGCGAGAAUACAUUGAUGAUACUGAGGAUUACAUCAACAUUCAGCUUGACAACCAUCGAAACCAGCUUAUUCAGUUGGAGUUAUUUCUAAGUGCCGGAACUGUCUGUUUGUCAAUAUAUUCUUUGGUGGCCGGAAUAUUUGGCAUGAAUAUCCCUUACACGUGGAAUGAGGGCUAUGGAUAUGUAUUCGUAUGGGUGGUAGUAUUAACAGGUAUAUUGUGUCUAAUCGUGUUCCUGGGAAUAAUGUCCUAUGCACGGUACAAGGGCCUGAUUGGAUCUUGAAGUUGCCUGCUCCUUGAUUGUCUUGGGCUUACUUCAGUCUUUACAACUGAUGCUGCAUAUUGGCCCUUGGUGAUGAUAUAUCCUUUCUUUAUGAUCAUGGCUGGGGCGGCUAUCUGAGCGUUCGUUCGUCAUGAAGAUGUUAGCUCUUAUUCUCUCACCGCCAUUAACGAGUUGGGUCCGAAGGUCGUACCAAGCCAAAUUAGAAGGGCUUGCCAUACGCCUUUUGGUCUUUUUUUCAGGUGUUCAUCUUUGAGCAAAACAGCCGUCACCGUUCCAUAGAUGAACCGAAUCACAAGUGAACUUGGCUUCAAUAAUUCUGAAAUAAAGCAAAGCAACUGUAAACAACAGCAACAGCGGAUUGCAGCAGCAGAAACAUUUAAAGCUUAUCUUAGAAAUUUUUAUUAUGCAACUUGAUAUUGAAUUAGUGGACACAAUGUGGGUGUGGAUUAUUCCAUUGUAAUAUGGAGCAGCUAGCUAGUUUGAUACGUUGGUCUAGUAUGACAUUAACAUUAUUAUAGAGCAUGAUGACAUUUAGAUUUAUGACCUGUCGAUAUGAUAAAUUUGUUAAGUAUUAUGAGCUAGCAUUGACUACCGUACCACUUAUAUUUUUUGUUGUGUUUGUGUGACAUCC